Macaca mulatta (Rhesus monkey) is the source of this 1638-nucleotide messenger RNA. It is a transcript of the gene MRPL58, whose product is annotated as mitochondrial ribosomal protein L58. Gene Ontology annotation, cellular component: mitochondrial large ribosomal subunit. Gene Ontology annotation, molecular function: peptidyl-tRNA hydrolase activity; translation release factor activity, codon nonspecific. The record is from RefSeq and is a predicted model, not a curated record. Lineage: Eukaryota; Metazoa; Chordata; Mammalia; Primates; Cercopithecidae. Gene Ontology annotation, biological process: mitochondrial translational termination.
GCUGAAGGGCGGGGGAUGACGUUCCACGUUUUGCGAACCUUUCUUUGGUGACCUGCCUCCUCCUCCCAUCUGGUAUUUGUCCUGCAGAGCUGCUGGGUACAAGCCAUGACACACACGUGCUCAGCGGGGAAUUUGCGCAUAGGCUGCCUUGUAAAAAGAGGCUGGCGUUCCUAAAACUCAGGUCUACCAGAACCCAGCUUUCAAAAAUACAUUCCUACAGAAUUCAUUUUAUCAGUACUCAUGAGGUGUCCACGAUGUGCCAUGUUCUCGGUGCUGGGGACACAGCAGUGAGCCGGUGCCCUCCUGGAGCUCACAUUCCAGCUAGGAGACAGCAAUUAGACAAUUAGGACUGAGUGAUUUUUGUAAAGGAAGAGAAAAAAGAUAAAUUAGAGCAGAGUAAAGGGACUGGGAAGCGCGGGGCGGGAGACGCCCCAGGCUUGCCGGGCAGGCCUCGCUGAUGUUUGAAUUGGGCAGGGGGCGGUCCAGGCGGAGGGCACGGACUCUGAAAGGGAGAGAAGUGGUGUUUCUCGGGCACACAAGAUCGGGACACUCUUCCUGUAGUAGCUCGCUGUCUGGCCACCGUCUUCUCCCGCCAACCAGGCCUCCCGGAGGCGGCCGGCCCGGGAGCAUAGCCGGAACCCCAGCUUGCCGCCUCCCCUCGGCGGGCCCUAGAAACUGCGCGGAACCAAAGCUUGAGGGCCACUGGAGUUUGCGGACCGCUGGGAGAAAGCGCCCGCCGGAAACAGUCGCAAGACCCAAGCAUGGCGGCCACCGGGUGCCUGCGCUGGAGCCUGAACCGAGCCGGAGUCUGGCUGCUCCCACCGCCCACACGGUGCCCACGCCGGGCGCUGCACAAGCAGAAAGAUGGCACUGAGUUCAAAAGCAUCUACAGCCUGGACAAGCUCUACCCCGAAUCUCAGGGCUCGGACACCGCUUGGAGGGUCCCGGAUGGUGCAAAGCAAGCCGACAGUGACAUCCCUCUAAAUCGCUUGACAAUAUCUUAUUGUCGGAGUAGUGGUCCUGGGGGGCAGAAUGUGAACAAAGUGAAUUCCAAGGCGGAAGUCAGGUUCCAUUUGGCAACUGCCGACUGGAUCGCAGAGCCUGUGCGGCAGAAGAUAGCCAUCAUGCAUAAAAACAAGAUCAACAGGUUAGGAGAGUUGAUCCUCACCUCUGAGAGCAGCCGCUAUCAGUUCCGGAAUCUGGCAGACUGCCUGCAGAAAAUUCGAGACAUGAUCGCUGAGGCCAGCGAGACACCCAAGGAGCCAACAAAAGAAGAUGUUAAACUUCAGAGAAUCAGGAUAGAAAACAUGAAUCGGGAAAGGCUGAGACAAAAGAGAAUUCAUUCUGCUGUAAAGACAAGCAGGAGAGUUGACAUGGACUGAAAUCACCCUCUGCAGCUGGGAGGGCUCGUCUGGGUGUCAGGGCAGCUGCAGCUGAGAGGCCUUUCACACCAUAAGGAGAUUUCCUUUUUUCUUUUUGGCUGUUAAUGCUUGUCUAUAACAUUGGAGCCAUCACAAGAACGUUCAUUUGGAAUGAAGGUUACAGGCACUGGUUGCAAAAGUCUUUAUAGGCAGUCACCAUAUUGUCAAACCUUAAUAAUGCAUCUAAUGUGUUAGCCACAAUAAAAUUCAAAACUCA